GACUCUGCUUGACUUGUAAAACUCSACCCUGUACGUUAUCCGACAGGCAGGAUCGCUCGGCGGCAACAGUGUGGAAGCAACCGCUGACAUGAGCAACCUGGAUUAAUUUUGACAGUCAUGACUUGGCUUAGGUGGCCCAGGGUAUGCCUCGGCCUGCUGAAUUCAACGCAAAAAUGGCGACGGCUGCUCCAUCCGAUGAAAAUGCGGCGGCACAGAGUGUUCUUGCUGUGCACGGUGGGUCUGUGUGUCAUCUCCUUCCUCCAUUACUACAAGGCCCUKCACUACGUCUCCCUGCUGCGUGAGCUCUCCGCUCCGUACCCCAACAUCAAGUCCUUCAUCAUGGUCUCGGGCUUCUUCUGGAGGGAGAAGGGCGUCGCUGCCACCCCGCUCAGUCCCGCCUCUCCUGAAGAGGCCCCGCCGCUGCCCGUCCUCCGCCAGGGCGCGAUGAAGCCUGGCGGAGGGGCGGGGUCUCUGGGGGACGGAGGCGGAGGAGGGGGAGCGGUAGACCCAGGAGCAUUGGACACCAACAUCAGAGUGGCCGGUGUGGCCGGCCUUAAACAUUUCGAGGUGAGAGCGAUGAAGGAGCCGGAGCCUCCGCAUCCCUGGGAAAAACCAGAGGAGAACCAGCUGGGAGACUCGCCAAGAGAGAAAAAAAGUGACGGUAGUCACGUUGAACCCAACCUACAAAAACUGCGGGAACAAUUAGGAAAAGAAAAGCUGCCCGACCCGAUAAAGUCCAUGGGAGACCUUCACACCCGCAGUCACCAGCUCCAGGAUGACAAAACCUCGUAUUUUGUGCGUACGAGUCGUGGGGCCUACUGUUUCAGACAGGGGACAGAGAUCAAGGAAUCCUCUGCAAAAGCAGCAGCGGGUGCGGCUGGUGACGUUUUGGAUGUGGAUAAAGCCGCUCAGCGGAAACCUCUGGGGCUUCAGCAGCAGCCCGGAAAGAUAAGGGGCAAAGGUCAGCCUUUGGGCAGCGGGAAGCAGCUGGUGAAGUGUGUUUGCCGGCCGGGCUGGCACGGACCUUAUUGUGGGGUUCCCACCAUGGUGUACCACUCCAACCUGCCGACGAAGGAGCGGCUGACGCCCAGAAAGACGCCGCGGAGAGUCAUCAACGCCAUCAACAUCAACCACGAGUUCGACCUGCUGCAUACGCGCUUUCACGAGCUUUCACAGUCCGUGGACUUGUUCCUGGUGUGCGAGUCAAACUUUACCGCAUACGGAGAGAAACGGCCGCUGAGGUAUGGCAUGAUCUUCAUUUCUUCAUUUGGGAGCGGGAUGUAAUGCACGAUCACGACAAUAAAGUUUACAGCACGAUAAAUUGCUCCAGAAAUUAUCUCGAUGAACGAUAAUAUUGUCAUGUUAAGACCAGUUUCAACUCAUAAUAAUAAUGGCAUAAUAAUGCGAGCACACAUACUGAAAAGUCAAACAAACUUGAAUUUCGAAAAGAAAAUUUAACACUGAUACCAGAAGACAUUUUAAAUAUUAAAAAAGAAAGAAAACGGAGCACUUUCUGUUACGGUCAAUCUGUCUCAACAGGGAAAACAGGCAAAAGUGGCAGACAGUGCAGACCAAAUACUUCACACCAGGUGUUGAAUGUUUGCAAGGCUGAAUGUUGCAAGGCUCUUCAACGAUAUGAAAUGGGAGCGUCUCUUUGACGACUGUCGUCCAAAUGAAAUUUGUUCAUUUCUCAUGUGAUGAAUUGAUUUAUAGCUUAUUGUGACAGGCUAAGGCUUUACAGAUCAGGGUUAACAUAUCUCUAAGAUUGAAAAACAUACAACUUAUUACACUUUAUUAUUUAUCCAGCACAAAUAAAUCCACAAUGAAAAGCUGUGGGUGGUUAAACAAAGUACGCGGCCCGAGUCAACAGCUUGUGUCGAAGUCUUUAACAUUUAUCAGAGUCAGAAAUGUGUUUUCCUCCGUCAGUCUCUCACAUUAUUGCAGAGGAAUUGUGACCAACUUUACAGCAUCCAUGCCGUCGUUGGAGGUUUACCGACGUGUCUCUGCACAGGCGUAGCGUCAGGUUUAGGUCUGAACCUUAGACCUAAUUACAACACCGUUGUUUUUCUUUUUCUAACACUUGGUUGUAGGGUUUUCAGUUGUUUGGGGUCAUGGUCUUUACUGAGACACUCCUAUUAAACCUAAACAGUUAAAUAAAUGCAUUUAAUCAUCAACAAAUGGCUGCUGCCUCAGGUUACUCACUCCUCUCAGCUUUAUUUUUGUUGAAUAAUCAAUGAGUUUUGGAUCAAUUGUGUGUUUUUGUGCUUUUUAGAUUAAAUUUAGACACUCAAUAAAUUACUGAGCUGAUAAGUAAAGUUGUUGAAUUGAUAGUGGUUGUACUU
Messenger RNA from Poecilia reticulata (guppy), 2342 nucleotides. Lineage: Eukaryota; Metazoa; Chordata; Actinopteri; Cyprinodontiformes; Poeciliidae. The record is from RefSeq and is a predicted model, not a curated record.